UACCUUAUUGAGGAACUCAAAGAUGAAAAAUUAGUGGAAGAACUAUUAACAACGUCGGAAAAGAUUGUUGUUGAUCAAAGUGUCAAAAAAGAAAAGGAAGAUGCCGUUUCCACUAUCCAAAGCUCUACCACAACCGAAAAAGCAAAAGAAAUAGUAUCAUCCCAAAAAGAAGAUGGAUCCUUAGAACUCCCUGACACCGUUUCUAAGGCGCUUGAUGUUGAAUCUAGUGAAUCAUUAGUUUCAUCUAUUAAAACUUAUUUCAUCAAUAAAGGAACGAAAGCACCGGAGGACAAAAAAUUACUCGAUACCGCUAUAACCUUAUCCUUCCUCAGAAAAACAUCAUCUACUGACACUUCACCAGAAUUGAAAGAAAAAGUUGCAAAAGCAGAAAAAUAUUUGAAGACCGAGUUAGGAAGUGAUGAAAAAAUUAAAGAAUUAUUGGAAAAAACCGAUACAGUUGUUGUCGAUCAUGCAGUCAAGAAAGUAAUCAAAGAAAAAGCGGAACAAACGAUUGUCCAAGAAAUUCAAGAAACUGUAACUGAAGAAGAAGAGAUCACAAAAGUCAUUGGAAUUCAAAAUAACGAAG
Molecule: messenger RNA, 586 nt
Organism: Rhizophagus irregularis DAOM 181602=DAOM 197198
Lineage: Eukaryota; Fungi; Glomeromycota; Glomeromycetes; Glomerales; Glomeraceae
Source: RefSeq, a predicted model, not a curated record